AACACAAGUCCCGUUCUCGAUCCCGCAAUAUGUCCGACAGUCCUGAUCCCUCCCUCGUCGACCAGGAUGUUACUUUCACCUCCUUCAACCUCGACCCUCGUCUCCAGCGUGCAAUUGCCCGUCUGGAUUACAGCAACCCUACCCUCGUACAAGCCAAAGCAAUCCCAUUAGCACUCGAAGGAAAAGAUAUCCUCGCACGAGCCAAGACCGGAAGUGGAAAGACUGUGGCGUACCUGAUUCCGAUUAUCCAGGGUGUUCUUGCCCGUAAGACGGCGAAUCCGACAGAGAAGGGCACGCAGGCUCUGAUCCUUGUUCCUACGAGGGAGUUGGCGGAGCAGGUUACGAAAUCGAUUGAGCAGUUGACGUUGUACUCUGCGAAAGUGUGUCGAUGCGUGAAUGUCGCUACGCCGCUUUCUGAGGCGGUACAGAAGCCGCUUUUGGCGUCUUUGCCUGAGAUUGUGGUGUCUACGCCGUCGAGAGCGUUGGCGCAUAUUAACUCUGGAUCUUUGUCGCUAAGACCGAGUUUGACAUACCUUGUCAUUGAUGAGGCGGAUCUAUUGAUGGAGUACGGACACGAGGAGGAUUUGAAGGCGGUGGUGAAGGGGUGCCCGAAGGGUGUGCAGACGUUCCUCAUGUCAGCAACCCUCACCAAGGAAGUCGAGUCGAUCAAGAACUGGGGUAUGCGCAAACCCGCCAUCCUCCGUCUCGAAGAAGGCGACGCAGACAGUGAGAGUCAGUUAUUGCAGUACCAAGUCAAGUGCGGCGAGGAAGAGAAGUUCUUGUUGGUCUACGUAAUUUUCAAGCUACGUCUCGUCAAAGGCAAAACGAUCGUCUUUGUCAACGACAUUGAUCGCGGCUACAGAGUCAAGCUCUUCCUGGAGCAGUUUGGCAUCAGGUCGUGUGUCUUGAACGCAGAGCUCCCCGUCAACUCCCGUCUCCACAUCGUGGAGGAAUUCAACAAGGACGUCUACGACAUCAUCAUCGCAACCGACGAAGCCGAUCUCAACGUCCACGCCGGCGACUCAUCCGACGACGAAGCCGCCGUUAAACACGAAGACAACAGCGAACGACCAAGUAAGAAGCGCAAGCGCUCCGGCGCAAAGCAAGAUAAAGAAUAUGGCGUCUCCCGCGGUGUUGACUUCCAAAACGUCUCCUGCGUCCUCAACUUUGACCUCCCCACCACCGUCUCCUCCUACAUCCACCGUAUCGGCCGUACAGCCCGUGCCGGAAAGAGCGGAAUGGCACUCUCCUUCGUCGUCCCCCUCGACCAAUACGGCAAACACAAAGCAACAACUUGCCUCACCGCCAAACGCGACGAGAAAGUCUUGACACGUAUCGAGAAAGAGCAGGAGAAGCGCGGGACAUCGAUUAAACCCUACGCGUUCGACAUGUCCCAAGUCGAUGCCUUCCGGUACCGCAUGGAAGACGCCCUCCGUGCCGUAACCCGCGCAGCGAUCCACACCGCCCGCGCAAAAGAACUCCGACAAGAAAUCCUCACCUCCGAAAAACUCAAACGCCAUUUCGAAGAAAACCCCCAAGAUCUCCAACACCUCCGUCAUGACCUCGAGUUACAUCCCAAUCGGGUACAGCCGCAUCUCAAGCACGUGCCGGAGUAUUUGAUGCCGAAGGCGGGAGGGGAGGGGGUUAUGGAGAAGAGGAAUGUGGGAUUUGUUGGGUUUGGGAAGGUUGGGGAGAAUAGGAUUAGGAAGAACAGGGCGAUUAAUAGGGCGAAGGGGAAGGGGAAGAAGGCGGAUCCGUUGAAGACGUUCAAGGGGAAGGGAAAGCGUUAAUCGAGCGCCGUACGACGUUGAUAAUCUAGGAGCGGACACAGUUCAUGGGAAUGACGGGCGUGAUAGGCUUAGGCGAAUUACAAGCGAGUGCAACUCUCCGAUGCAGCGAUCACCCGUUACCCUUGGAAAUCUACGUACGAUGCGUAACUGUUUUCCCGACCGCCGUCAUAUCCCGUCCCAGCUGGGGAAGGGUACCCGCAGCAGCGCCCCGAUUGGUAUCCCCCCC
Molecule: messenger RNA, 2016 nt
Organism: Saitoella complicata NRRL Y-17804
Lineage: Eukaryota; Fungi; Ascomycota; Saitoellomycetes; Saitoellales; Saitoellaceae
Product: DEAD-domain-containing protein
Exons: 1
Coding region: 30-1790 (586 amino acids)
Cellular component (GO): nucleolus
Molecular function (GO): RNA helicase activity; nucleic acid binding; ATP binding
Source: RefSeq, a predicted model, not a curated record